Molecule: messenger RNA, 798 nt
Organism: Hydatigera taeniaeformis
Lineage: Eukaryota; Metazoa; Platyhelminthes; Cestoda; Cyclophyllidea; Taeniidae
Source: the annotation of a GenBank genome assembly
AUGCAUCUUAGUGCAGUUUCUCUGUAUAUACAUCUCCUUCUCCUUGAGGUCUUCAUGGGUGCUCAAGGACAACUUAAUCUCUGGGCGGAUAGGAAACUUGUGGCUCGAAUAAUUGAAUCCAUUCCGUCGAACGGCAAGGACUAUUCAAGUCUCAAAUGUCCUAGACAGCGUCCUGAUAUAACUCAACACAUACCUCCACAGCUCUUCCUCGUUUUAAACGGACACAUUCUGCAGGAGGUCUAUGACAAGAUUCUCCACAGUGUUCAUCGACCACUUCCACCACAAAUUGAAAUUAUUCGACUUAAGUGGCGCGCCGGUCUUGAAAGGUUGACCUACAACAUCUCCAUGAUCUCUCUGAACAAGACCCUUCUAUUCGACCCUCUUCUGAAUGUGGCAAAUUACGGAAUAAUUCCCGCUAUGGAAUCAGAUGUACAAAUAACUCUCGCUUGUACUGGUAAGAUGACAGGAUUUGCUGCUUUUAAACUACACUUGGACAUUCGACGUGAAUUUGAAGGCCUCCGCAAAAUCCCCCGCAUUGACUUUGUGGCUCAGAAGUAUUGCCUCAGUAAACGUAAGUCCUUACUCCAGCUAAGUCAUAAGAUGAACGAGAGAUUCAGGAAAUUUCACAUAAAGUGCGACUGCCGCGCCCAGUGCCAAAAACUCUUCCCCCCCAUGUACUUUACCAAGACCUACAGGAAGAAGUGCAACCAACGAUGCCGGCGCGACUUAAGCUCAAAGAGAGGUACCAGUCGAUAUAACUACUACUUCCACCAAAACCAGCGACAACACGUUAACUGA